Molecule: messenger RNA, 5180 nt
Organism: Paramuricea clavata
Lineage: Eukaryota; Metazoa; Cnidaria; Anthozoa; Malacalcyonacea; Plexauridae
Source: the annotation of a GenBank genome assembly
AGAAAUAUUCGUUGAAAUAUUUCCAGCGUGUGUCGUGACACCAUUUGGUUCAACGGCCACCGGACUUGGUUUGAAAGGAGCUGACAUAGAUCUAUGUCUUUUGGUGGAUCCUGAAGCGUUGAACCUCGUCCUGGACCAAGACGACAGCUUGCGAAGCUCGUCUGAUUUGACCCACCAAUUGCUGGAAUUUAUUGUUAAAAUUCUUCGGCAGUUUGCUGCAGGGUUUCAGAAUGUUAUUAGCGUUAGCACAGCAAAAUGUCCCGUCGUAAAGUUUAUUCACCGUGAUUCUGGGUUAUCUUGUGACCUUAGUAUCAAUAACAGGUACAGUAAAACAUUGCGAUUUUGGGCCUUUCGCCCGAUAGAACUAAUAGUAUAUGGUUUUUUUGUAGAUGGAGUUUUCGAGUGGAAUAUGCCCUAUAGUAUUUUGGAAUACAUUAAAUUCAGCAUUAGGGCAUGGAUUUCACUAUAAGCUCUUUAAUACAGGAGUUGGUCGUCAAAGUGAUCAGAGUAAAAAAUAAUUUUCAGUAUAUAAUUAUGUAGUUGUCUUGUGUUUUAAUGCAAAUAAAUAGAGAUGCAAUUUGCCUGCACUUCAAUUGAUUGUCAUUUGCUAUUUCUGGGAAAGUACAGCAUAAGAAAUGGUUUGAAAUGGAAUGAUCAUAUCAACUAUGUUACUAAAAAGCAGCAAAACAUUUAUAUAUCUGCUCAAACAACUUAAACUCCAUGUGGAAACAAAAUAAUCUUGUUUGCUUUUAUUGUGUUAUAAUAGGAUCAGUUCUCGAAUACUCAUAUUAAUAAGUCUUCCAUUCCCAUAGGUGUACGGACUACGGGGCUGAUGCUUUCCAGGGAGGGGGCAGUUGAAAGUUUUCCCGAAUUGUUAUGGAGGAUUGUAAUGAAAUUACAUGAAUUUAUCCUAUUUUCUGAUAAAUAUGCCCAAAUUUUCUUGAUUUUUCCAAGCAUUUGCCAGAAUUUGCAUGGUUUUCCAAAAUUGGGGGGGGGGGCAGUUGCCCCCUGCCCCCCUGCCACAUACGCCUAUGUCCAUUCCAGUCUACCAAAGUAUCUAUCAGAUGAACUGGAACGUUUUCAAAAAAGAGUAAUGGGCACUACAUUUCCUGGAGACCAUACGGUAAUGCAAUUGUAAAAACUGAUAUUUCAACCUCGUAAAUUUGAUAGCCGAGAAUUCCUCUGCAAGACGUUUUCCAAGAGAUAGUAACUAUAAACUAGCUCACCUAUUACCUGCAAGAGCUAGUGCAAUUCACAUUCAGUUAAGGACAAAGAACAUUUUGUGAGGUAGUAUAUAUUCCUGAACAGUACCUUUUACUGAUUAAAAUAAACGUAAAUUUGAAAAGGUAAACUGAAAGGCACAAAUUUACAAUUUUGCAUGCAUAACGAAAAACAAGAACUUAUAUUACAACCGAAACUAAUGUUGCCGUAUGUGUAGCUGGCGGUUUUAAGGGGUUGCAUGGGGGUUCAGUCAAAACUAAGCUAACAUAUGCUAUACCAUUACAGAUUGGCAAUCAGAAAUACGGAGCUCAUUAAAUCCUACGUUUCUUUGGACGACCGCAUACGACCACUCGCCAUCACGCUGAAGAACUGGGGCGCAGCGAAACGUCUGACCGGAAGUGGUGGCCGUCAAAUAUCAAAUUAUUGCCUCGUUCUUAUGCUGUUUCAUUUCCUACAGCGCACACGUCAACCAGUUAUUCCUGUGCUGCAGUUGCGACGUGAAAGUGAGGCAAUGUUAAUGGGAGAUGCUGCAGCUGCUGAGAAAAUGAUCAUUGAAGGAUGGGACUGCAGUUUUAUGUCAACAGCAGUAGAGAUAAGCCAAAACAAAGAUUCGUUGGGUAAGUGCUGAAUUGUGAAAGAUCUUUGCAAUUUUGUUAUGGCAUAGUCUAUCGAGAUAUGAUGGUCUGGAAACUAAACAGAAGUGUUUGUUAGCUAUAUGUUUUUGUCUGAGUUGAUGUUAAAUUGUGCACAGUCACGGUGAUUGAGCUCACUGUAUUUUCGUAUUUUUAAGUAACCGUUCAAUAGGGAUAGCUGUGAUGAAACUUGCAGCCACGAUGAAAAAUAUUUAAUGAAGUUGAGACAAAGGAUUUGUUCACGGUGAGAGACAGUUCACAACAUCAAACAAAGGUCUUCUAUUUUGUAGCUUUGAAGUUUGCCAUUCUGCCAGACCAUCAAAUCUUCACAGACUAUGGUUAUGGAUAGUCCCUUCAUUUGACUUAUUUCACUCCAAUCUCUCUGUCUGUGUCUUUGUACUCCAGGUAUUUUUUGUUGACAGGUGAAAAUGAUGUUGUGCUGCCCACAUUGAACAGUGUUUUACCCCACUAAAUAAAAUUGAUAAUAUCUGAUAACAUAAUUGUCACAGUGUUAUUUAACUAUAUCACGACUGAAACAUUGAACAAUCAUGUUAUCAACACCCAACAUGGUUAUUCUGUCAUUACUUUUUCUCCUGUUUCAUCAAUCUUGAACAAUUAUUUAUGGGUGAAACAAUAUUGAACAAUAUUCUCGGUUUCAAUAUUGACAAUAUUUUUUGCAAUAUUAUUAAGCCAACAAUGUCGUGUGCACGAAGUGUUUUCGAUUUUUCGCUUUAUAAUUCCAGAUCAAUAUUAGACAAUUCUGUUUCGAAAUUAAACACCAUGCAGGACGAGCCGACGGUACCUAAAAUGUUACGUGUGUAUAAAAAUACUUUAAUUUUGCGUUAGUUUGAUGGUUAACUUGGUUUCUAACAGCAAAAUAUUUUACAGUUUCGCAACCACGACCGAGAUUUAGAUGUGCAUCUGCACCGCAAGCUAAAUAAUGUGCUCGCUCAAAAACGUGUAUACAAUUUAGAUAUAUUUACGAUCGCCAGACAAUGAAUUUGUUUGAAUGAAUUUUAUAUAUGCGGUAUUUCAUUUUUACAUAUCCAUUCCAGUAGAUAUAUAUUUCGGUAGAUAUUGUGAUCACCCCUCAGUUCGCCACCAUUUUCUCCUGAAUGUUGGCUGGGGCUUCCUUGACUUCCUUAGAUUUUUUACACCAGAAGCCUCUGCGUAAGAGAGAGCCGCUGGCGCAGAUCGUUCGAGAUUAUAUCUUCCAGAUGCUCUAUAAUCUGACAAUUGUACGAACGCAACCUCGUUCCCAGAAUCGUCCCUCUUAUGGACGUAUGAGAGAGCCUGGGAACGACGUUGGUACAUUAACGCUUUAUCGACUUAACGAAUUGGGUGAGGAAAUCGCAGUAACAAAAUUAGAACAGAGUUGGAUGGCGUAAAUAUCGAGCGUGCAUGUAACGGUAACAUUUUCUUCUAUUUCAUCCUUACGUCGUGUUUUUUCUUUUAUCUUUUGUAGGAACAUUGUUAAAAGACUGGUUUCAUUAUUACGGAACAUCAUUUGACUAUGUGAAUGAAGUUAUUACAAUCCAACAUGAUUUAAAUCAACGUGUAUUGAAAGCAAGUAUCGAGGAGAGUGUAUCGCAAGUUUCCGUAAAAUCCACCAUAUUUAGACCGUCUGCCUUAUGUGUACAAGAUCCAUUUGAAUUAUCCCACAACUUAACACAGAAUGUUUCAGCAGAGACUCUUCAAAGCUUUGUCCAAUCAUGCCGAGAAGCAUAUACUAUUUUGUCAAAUAAUUCAGAGCAGACUGUGGACGGUUGUGUAACGAAAACGAGUGCUUUUAUUGAACUUUUUACCCUACCAGCUGAUACUAACCAAAGGUCGAGGAAAUCAUUUUAUUCAUUUACGAUUCCUUAUGUAAAAAGCGCAACAUUUCCCUACACUCCACUACAGCAGACAUGUAAGUUUAUCGCAGACUUAUUGAACAACGAGUUACAGAUUAUAUGUGAAUUUCAGGCGGACAAAAGAGCAGACGAGUGUACACCAACAGAAAAUGUGAUUUCGAACGUCGAGUCAUUAACUGGUGAAAACGAAAUAGGUGAUGAUAGCAUGUGCGUCGAUGAAGAUGUUGCGAUUAACGAGGAAUUUUCAUUAGUAUCUCGUAAGCGGCCACAUGAGGGGGAAAGUUCCAAUGAUCUUGGUGUCAAAAGGAUGAAAAGUAACAACGAAAGUGGAAACACGACGUUUACUUUCCUGUGCAAAGCUACACAGAUUACGUGGAAAAAUCGACGACGGCAGAGACGAAUACACACGGCAAACGAUGAAGCGGUGAAUAAUACCGAACAUUGCGGACAUGAAUGUGCAGUAACAAAAGAGGCGAAUAGUCUUGGAGAAGAAACAACACAAAGUGGGGAACAAAACCAACAAUCGUUUUUACAGAACGUGUCGGAUAAAUCAAAUACCAGUACCUCGCGCAUGGAAGUGUCUUCGCCCGAUAUUAAUACAAAUAUUGGACACAACACUUUCAGCGUUCUACCUGUGAUUGAGUUUAAACUAACGAUAAGUGAACUUACUGACAAAGGGUCAAGUCCAAGCGCUCAUCAACAGUGUAAUGUUGUGUUGACCCAUUCGGGAGGGUCCUUGCAACAUUUUGCUAAUUUUUAUGCAUUCUUUAAGAAAUUUGUUGUACAUAACGUUGCUCAUGAAUGUGUGUAAGAAAUACAAUUUUCUGUAAGUUUAGUCCUGCAACUAUUUUAUCAAGGUCGUCACAACACAUAUUCUAUGUAAUUGCUUGAUUUCCUCCAUUUUGGGUGGCAAAGCUAAAUGAAAACAUCACAAAGUCAAUUAGCAGCCAAAAUUCUGCUGCAGGUUUACUUCGGUAGAGCAGAAUCAGCCCAGAAAAUGUGUCCAUCACUUAAAGUUCGUCUAACUUUGCUAUCAAGCGAUUUAUUGUGUAGCUCAUUAUAUAUGCAGAUUCCGAUGUUUAUGUCAUUGUUGACGUAAUGGGGAUAUGGAUGUGAUUCCGCUGCAGGUCUGUUUUCAUGCAUCCCAUAGGAAAAUCUAGCUCGGGACUGUCGAAGUGUAGUAUUUUAAGUGGAUAUGUAAUAUCUGCAGUUCAGUAUAAAACAACAUACACACAAGAUAUAGAAAUGCAAAGCCAAAAUAUCAUAGACAUAGUGUUUCAACAUACGUCAGUGUCGUGUCAGUUAACUGUAUGGAAACUUAUCAAUAUCCAACGUCAACAAACCUUGUAAUGCGUACUAUCCUAGACUGUACAAUUUAAAGAAAAUUAUUAACAGGUAUUAGACAUUAAUCCGGUCCUAAAACAUAGUCCUCUUUACAUACCUUCAUUACAUGCGCGGUAUUACAGAAAGGCGA